AUGGCCGGAAAAUCUGAACUUCGUUACAGUGAGCGGAGAGAUAAUUCAUCUAAAUCAGGCGAGUUACUGCAUCGAUUCUUGCUGAACAUUUGUGGCAGAGAAGAGGAAUCAUCAGAGUCACCAUUGGAGUUGUGCGGUAAACUCGGGACAUCGACAACGAUUGAUGGGACAAUCCGAUUGGUGAAUGGCAACCUGCCAAAUCAGGGAAGGGUAGAAGUUAUGCACCAAGGACAAUGGGGUACGGUUUGCGAAGCUGGAUUUGGAAACAAAACUGUGGACGUAAUCUGUCGACAACUUGGCUACAAUAGGGGUGGGAUUUCACGAACUGGUGCAAAGUACGGCGAAGGAACAGGACCUGUGUGGCCGAGUGAUAUUAAAUGUAACGGGGAUGAGGCACGGCUGGUCUCAUUUCGCCAUCGUCCCUGGGGCCUUAAUAACUGUGGACAUUACGAAGAUAUUGGGGUUAUAUGUAACAACGAACAAAAUGAUAUGGACAUCAGACUAGUGAAAUUAGACGGCACACCAAACGAUUCAAGUGGUCGACUAGAGAUUUAUCACAAUGGGGAAUGGGGCACUGUUUGUAACGAUGAUAUCAAUAAUCAGGUAGCGAUAGUAGUGUGUCGGCAGUUAGGACAUACGGUUUCCAGUAUACGUGCCGCAAUUUGGCACUCUUCAAAUCCAGGUGCAGGUAAAAUAUGGAUGGACAAUGUAAAAUGUGGUGGUAUGGAGCAUAGUUUAGCGGAAUGUCGCCACAACGCGGAAGGCGAUGUUGAUUUGGUUCCCAGUGGUACAAAUAUUUUCGAAGGCCGUGUUGAAAUAUACCAUAACGGUGCUUGGGGAACAGUGUGUGAUGACGGGUUUGAUAGCGAUAAUGGUCGAGUAGUGUGUUCCCAGUUAGGGCUUGGAUACGCAAGCCACAGUAGUUCUGCGGCCUAUGGACAAGGUACUGGGAAUAUUUGGAUGGAUGAUGUACAUUGCAUCGGAACAGAAACCACGCUGUCUACGUGUCCCUUUAACGGCUGGGGAGUGGAAGACUGCGAUCACAUUGAGGAUGUGGGAGUAGAAUGCAAUAAUGACAUAAGACUGGUUGGUGGUGACACCGAAAAGAAUGGGCGCCUUGAGGUGUUCCAUAAUAACAUUUGGGGUACAGUUUGUGAUCAUGGAUUUGAUGAGAUAGACGCAUUGGUGGCCUGCAGACAGCUGGGAUACAA
Messenger RNA from Saccoglossus kowalevskii, 1211 nucleotides. RefSeq names its product scavenger receptor cysteine-rich domain-containing protein DMBT1-like. Lineage: Eukaryota; Metazoa; Hemichordata; Enteropneusta; Harrimaniidae. Gene Ontology annotation, cellular component: membrane. The record is from RefSeq and is a predicted model, not a curated record.